AUGUUAGUCACAUCGUCAAUUUUUUUUCUUUCUUUAACAAGGCUGUUACAAGAGAAGAAUUUCUUCAUCUUAGGAGUAGUGAAAAGACAACCCCCUCUCUCUGUGAAGGAGGCAUUCCUUUCUCUCACUCUUCUUCAUGAGGGAGAACUUUUGUUGUCUCAAUUUCUCUUUAUCUGUCUCUCUCUCUCUCUCGCUUUCUUUCUCUCUCUCGCUUUCUUUCUCUCUCUCGCUUUCUUUCUCUCUCUCGCUUUCUUUCUCUCUCUCGCUUUCUUUCUCUCUCUCUUUCUUUCUCUCUCUCUUUUCUCUCUCUCUCUCUUUCUCUCUCUCUCUUUUCUCUCUCUCUUUUUCUCUCUCUCUCUUUUUCUCUCUCUCUUUUUCUCUCUCUCUCUUUUCUCUCUCUCUCUUUUUCUCUCUCUCUCUUUUUCUCUCUCUCUCUUUUUCUCUCUCUCUCUUUUUCUCUCUCUCUCUUUUUCUCUCUCUCUUUUUUCUCUCUCUCUUUUUUCUCUCUCUCUUUUUCUCUCUCUCUCUUUUUCUCUCUCUCUUUUUCUCUCUCUCUCUCUUUUCUCUCUCUUCUCUCUUUUUUCUCUCUCUUUUCUCUCUCUCUCUUUUUUCUCUCUCUCUUUUUCUCUCUCUCUCUCUUUUCUCUCUCUCUCCUCCCGUUUCUUUCUUUCUCUCUCCUCCCCGUUUCUUUUUUCUCUCUCCUCCCCGUUUCUUUCUUUCUCUCUCCUCCCCGUUUCUUUCUUUCUCUCUCCUCCCGUUUUUUUCUUUCUCUCUCCCCCGUUUCUUUCUUUCUCUCUCCCCCGUUUCUUUCUUUCUCUCUCCCCCCUGCAGCCUAACAGUGCUUCUGGAUCUGGUGCCUUGGAACAUGACGCAGCAUCCCUAUAUUCUCGUGCACAACCGGGUGAUCCUCCAAUUCCUGGUCCUCUGCCACUGGGGGUAGCUGUCAUUGACAGUUCUGUGCGUCUGUAUGGCCUUGUCUUCUACAAAGUGGCACAUAAGCACCGUUAUCAAAUGCUGCAACACUUCAACGAAUGCAUAAAACAGGCUAAGUCCUCACGGCAGCAAGCCGUACAAAUGAACAUUUUCACUGCGGUGCUCUGUGCUCUUAAGAAUCUUGCUGAUACUAAAACUAGCCUGGGGCCUGAUGAUGUGAAAAAGGCAGCUUUUAAUUUGAUCAUGGGAGCUUUAGGGAGUUCCAACCCCAUCCUUCGAUGCGCUGCUGGUGAAGCUCUUGGUCGAAUGGCGCAGGUGGUUGGAGAUAGCAGAUUCAUUGCUGAAAUGGCACAGUAUAGUUUUGAUAGAUUGAAAUCAGCCCGUGAUGUUGUAAGCCGAACUGGCCAUUCUUUAGCACUUGGUUGCCUGCACCGCUACGUGGGUGGUAUGGGAUCUGGUCAGCAUCUCAACACCAGUGUCAGCAUCCUCCUUGCUUUGGCCCAAGAUUUUAACUCACCUGUUGUCCAGGUGUGGGCCCUUCAUGCUCUUGCUCUGAUUGCUGACUCUGGAGGCCCAAUGUUCCGUGGUUAUGUGGAGCCGACCCUGUCCCUGGUGCUACAGUUACUAUUAACAGUACCACCUGCUACUGUGGAUGUCCAUCAAUGUCUUGGAAAAUGUCUCUCAGCCCUCAUCACCUCCAUUGGCCCAGAAUUACAAGGUAAUACAACCUCAAUUGCAGUGGCCCGCCUCUACUGUUUAGUAUGCUGUGCAGUGAUGCAGGACCACCCUGAUUCUUUGGUUCAGGCAGAAGCCAUUGCCUGCCUCCAGCAACUGCACAUGUUUGCACCACGCCAUGUCAACCUUACCACACUGGUGCCACAUUUAAGUGAAAUUCUCAGUAGCCCCCAUCUUUUACUUCGACGAGCUGCAGUAGCCUGUCUCCGGCAACUAGUCACAAGGGAGGCCCGGGAAGUGAGCGAGCUGGCCCUAGCCCUGCCUGGCACUCCACUGGACACAGGCAUAACCAGUGGCAAGGACAAUGCUAAGUCUAUGUAUGAGAGUGGUCUGGAAGGUACUUUGUUCAGCAUGCUGGACACUGAAGUGGACAAUAAGCUGACCUCAGAUGUCCAAGACACACUUCUCAGUCUCUUACAGUCUCUGGCUGUCAGGAACCUCACUCGUUGGUUAACACUUCUCAAAGAGGUGCUGUCUGCUUCCACAGAUACAAGCAGCGUACUUCAUGAAGGAGCCCCUGAAGAAGAAAUGGCAGAUAAAGAUGAUGAUGAAGAUGAUGAUGCUGCUUUAAAAGUAGCUGAAGCAGAUGUUACUCACCCAUCUGUUGCUCCAAGGUGGCCCACUCGUGUGUUUGCUACAGAUUGUCUACGAAAGAUCAUCUCCACUUGUGAAGGUCAAGAAGGACAAUUUGAUUUGAUCAAAGCAAGAGAACUUCGGCAAAAGACUGGUACAAGUAAUUAUUUGGUGUUACAUCUGUCCGAGCUUGUGAGAAUGGCAUUUAUGGCAGCUACAUCGGACAGUAACCAAUUACGGCUAGCUGGCCUAGCUGCCCUGCAAGAUAUCAUUUUAAAAUUUGCCGAUGUUCCAGAACCUGAGUUUCCUGGCCAUGUUAUUUUGGAGCAGUUCCAAGCCCAGGUUGGUGCUGCUCUUCGUCCCGCUUUUUCCCCAGAAACACCUUCUGAUGUCACAGCAGCUGCAUGUGAGGUGUGCAGUACUUGGAUUGGUAGUGGUGUGGCCCGUGACCUCAAUGACCUGAGACGUGUCCACCAACUGUUAGUGUCAUCCCUUGCCAAACUAAAGACUGGCAAAUUUUCUCCCUUGCUUUACAACGAGAGUGCAUCAACCAUGGAGAAAUUAUCUGUCCUUAAAGCCUGGGCUGAGGUGUACAUAGUUGCUGUGAACCGUGAAAAGGAAAAAUCAGGCCCAGCCAAUAGCAAAGCUGAAGAGAGUGAAGUCCAAGAAUUUCCUGUAGAGAGCCUGCUCAGUUUGGUACAACCAGAGUUGUCUAACUUGAGUGAACACUGGAUGUCCGCUUUGAAAGAUUAUGCACUACUCUCACUACCACCAGAGUAUUCCAGCCAGCUUCCUCCGGAGGGAGGCACAUUUUACCAGGCUGAGACAAUGGACUCCUCACGCAUGCACUACAAGAAAUCUUGGCCUCCAAUUCUCUACGCCUUAUCUAUCUGGUUGAAUGAAGCUGGCUUUGCUAGUGUUAACAGUGAAUUGGAAGGAGACAGCAACAAGCAGAAGAAGCUGGCAAAGAAUAUCCCCUACACUGCCACCAUGCCAGCCAACAUGAACCCAGAGGAGGUUAAUUCUGAUCGUCUUUAUUUGAUACUUGGAAUUUGCAUGGAGUCAUUGUGCUGCCCAACAUCUCUUCUUUCUGAGGAAACGGUGAACACCUGCCUGCGGGCUUUGCACAUUCUUCUGGACUCUCAGUGGCCACGAAAACAGAUUGGAGAAGAUAUGAUUUUGGCCAAGGAACUCCUUAACGUCAUGCACAGAAUCCUGUUGACCAGGGAAAAUGUCCAGACUCAUUUAUUAGUUAUGGAUGUUGUACGGCAAGUGAUUAAAGCCAGCCUAGAAAAUCUGGAUGCUGAGAGAAAAUGUUCUAAAGAAAACAAUGCCCAGACCCCAAGCAAAGCAGGCAGCACAGAAUCUAUGGACACCAUUGAUAGCAGCUAUGUGUUGGGGGAGGGAGGCGAAAGCGGUGAGAUUGUGAUGGGCAAGUCUGUGGUGUACGCCACUUUGGAGGUGUGUCUUUGCGUGUUGGUGCGCCAAAUCCCUGCUCUCAAUCCCACCGCUGCUAACACAGGUUUCCAAGUGCCAACCCAUUUGACCAAAAUGACGGACGAAGCCUGUCAGAUCAUUUCUUCAGUUGUCUUAGUCAUGGUUGAACUGCCAAAUCUUUGUUCUCCUGCUGGCAGUGUGACUAUUCUUCCAACCAUUUUGUACCUGAUCACCAGUGUUCUUCGAGAGACUGCAGCCAGAUCCGCCGAGCGUAAAUCACCUGUCAUUGUGUCCGCAUGCCUGCAGUCUCUUAAGAUGCUCUGUGCUUCUUACUUCAAUAAAGAUGACACUGUUGCCAAUGACUGGAUGAAGAUGUUGCAGAGUUCACUGGCCACUAUAUUGGAUUUUUCUCAGCCUGGUGAUGACAAACCUGGCCUUGAUGAAAGUACUUUAAUCUUGACCCUGGCUGUGUUCACCAUGUCCAGUCCGAAAGAAGUAACAGCAGUACCAAAUUUGAUGAACCCGUGUCUGGAUAUAUUUAAAGAAGCCUGGGAUUCCAAAAAUGUUGAGUUGCAAUUGAAAUGCAUCCAGACAUUCAUUUCUAUUCUACAACAUACGGACCGUGUUGUCUACACCCCCUUCAUCUACGCCUUAGCUCCAAGGAUCAUUGAAUAUCUGUACACCAUCAGCACUAAUCGCCCUGACAACGAUACCCAGCUCACCCUGGUCUUUGAAGCCAUCAAAAUGCUGGAGACGCUCAUUGAGUUGGCUGACGAUGAGAACCGUGUAAAUCUAGUCCUUGUGCUUGUGCCCAUGCUGAUUUCAUUUCUGCUCAGCGAGACAAGUCUGGCUUCAUGUUCCCCACUAUCGAAGAUGCUCCAUGACAGGGCCCUACAACACCUGAUGAAAGUUGGCCCACUCUACCCCAGUGAUUUCCGCCUGGCCAUGAGCAGCUCCCCAGACCUCAAACCUCGACUUGAGGCAGCAGUCAAGGCCAAUAUGUCUCACUUUCUCUUUAUAUCUCUCUCUCUCCACUGUAUAAAAGGGAGAAAAAAAUGCCCCUCCCCUUUUUUUGCACUGAUUUUAUUUCCUUUAUUUCUAUCUUUGUUGUGUAAAAUGCAAGAUCAAAUUUUUCCUCUUUUUAUCUACGUUAUUUCUGUUCUCAACUUUUGUACUUAUAUCUCCUCCUCCUUACUGCUCUGUCAAUAUCAUUUCUCCAAUAUAUUCUCUCUAUCUCUCUUUCUUUUUACACUCUAUUGGAUGGUGAAAGAAAAAGUUCAUUCUUUUGUCCUAACCAUUCUCCCUAUCACUUUUAUAAUUUCUUUUUACUUUUUCCUAUUGGAUUGCUCUUCUUCCUCUCUCUCUGUCCUUCCGGCUGCUCUCCCCUCUCUCUGUCCUUCCGGCUGCUCUCCCCUCUCUCUCUCUGUCCUUCCGGCUGCUCUCCCCUCUCUCUCUCUCUCUGUCCUUCCGGCUGCUCUCCUCUCUCUCUCUCUGUCCUUCCGGCUGCUCUCCUCUCUCUCUCUCUGUCCUUCCGGCUGCUCUCCCCUCUCUAUCUUUUUUCUAUCUCUCAUGCCCCUUCUAUCAAAUCUUUUAACCUCCUUCCAUUCAACCUCCCUUCUUUUUAGCCACUUCCCUCCCUCCACCAUCUAUUACUUCUGUCGCUUUCAUCCUCUGCGUCCAAAGUCUAGUUUUUCUUUCUUUCUCUUCUACCUUUCCUUUUUCCAUCUUCUCCCAGACCUUUCUGAAUCACGUUCUGAUCUUUCCUCUGCCCCCGACAGCCUCUCUGGUCUUUCCUCUGCCCCCCCCGACAGCCUCUCUGGUCUUUCCUCUGCCCCCCCCUGCCUCUCUCUGGUCUUUCCCCCUGCCCCCCCCGACAGCCUCUCUGGUCUUUCCCCUGCCCCCGACAGCCUCUCUGGUCUUUCCCCUGCCCCCCGACAGCCUCUCUGGUCUUUCCCCUGCCCCCCGACAGCCUCUCUGGUCUUUCCCUGCCCCGACAGCCUCUCUGGUCUUUCCCCCCCCGACAGCCCCCGACAGCCUCUCUGGUCUUUCCCUGCCCCCGACAGCCCCUCAGGUCUUUCCUCUGCCCUGACAGCCUCUUUUUCUUCUUGUAUAGCUGCUUUUUAA
This is a messenger RNA of Acanthosepion pharaonis, 5802 nucleotides long. NCBI's taxonomy places the organism in Eukaryota, Metazoa, Mollusca, Cephalopoda, Sepiida, Sepiidae. The record is from the annotation of a GenBank genome assembly.